AUGGCGUUGGCGCCCAAACCCCUCAUUCUCUCCUCCGCCUCCUCGUUAAUCCCCAAUUUUCAGCUCAUACUAAUUCCUAAACCUAGACCAUUUUUCCCCAAUUUUCAGUCUCGAAAGCCAGCCACGCUCACCGUUUGCAAUUCCGCUCGCACCGUUAACCCGGAUUCGUCUGUAUCCGCGCCCGAACCCGAUGGUUCCGGACCAUCCGCCCCGACCCGGGGCGACAUCUUUCUUCAGCACCAGCAGGCCGCGGCUGCCUCCGCCGCCGUCCUUGCGGAGAUAAAGGAAAAGAAGAAGAAGAAGAAGAAGGAUAAAGACAAAGCUGUGAAGGCUUCUUCUGCGGUUAAUGUUCCUAGCUGCUAUGGCUGCGGAGCCCCGCUGCAAACCUCUGAAUCCGAUGCUCCGGGUUAUGUGGAGCUCGAAACAUAUAAUUUGAAAAAGAAACAUAGACAGCUCAGAAAAGUUUUAUGUGGGAGGUGCAGACUUUUGUCACAUGGGCAUAUGAUCACUGCUGUUGGUGGAAAUGGUGGGUAUGCCGGUGGGAAACAAUUUGUUACCGCAGAAGAGCUUCGCGAAAAGCUGUCGCAUUUACGCAAUGAAAAAGCUCUAAUUGUGAAAUUGGUUGAUAUAGUGGACUUCAAUGGCAGUUUUUUGUCUCGUAUCCGUGACCUUGCUGGUGCAAAUCCCAUAAUACUAGUGAUAACUAAGGUUGACCUUCUCCCAAAAGGAACUGAUCUUAAUUGUGUUGGUGAUUGGGUGGUGGAGGCCACAGUGAAGAAGAAAUUGAACGUAAUAAGUGUACACUUGACGAGUUCAAAGUCUCUGGUGGGCAUUGCUGGAGUGAUCUCAGAAAUUCAGAGAGAGAAGAAGGGAUCAGCUAAUGUGGGAAAAUCUGCUUUCAUUAAUGCUCUACUCAAAAUGCUAUCUUACAAGGAUCCAGUGGCUGCUGCCGCAAGAAAGUAUAAACCAAUUCAAUCUGCCGUUCCAGGAACUACAUUGGGCCCAAUCCAGAUAGAAGCUUUCUUGGGUGGAGGAAAAUUGUUCGACACGCCUGGAGUCCAUCUUCACCAUAGGCAAGCUGCUGUGAUUAAUUCAGAGGAUCUACCUGCUCUAGCACCCCAAAGUCGGCUUCGAGGUCAAUCAUUCCCUAGCCCUAAUUUAGUUCUAGACAAUCUGUUGGUCGACCGGAUCAGAUCAAAUGGCUUGGUUGGUUUCUCUAUUUUCUGGGGAGGUCUUGUCCGAAUAGACAUCACCAAGGUUCUCCCAGAAACAUGUUUGACGUUUUAUGGACCCAAGGCCCUGCAGCUUCAUUUGGUUCCUACUGAAAAGGCUGAUGAAUUUUACCAGAUUGGAGUAGGGACCCUCUUGACACCUCCAUCUGGAAAGCAGAAGGCAGACAGCUGGAUGGGUCUUGAAACAAAGCGUGAGUUGCAAUUGAGAUAUAACAAUAUCGAGAGGCCGGCUUGUGAUGUAGCCAUAUCAGGGCUAGGGUGGAUAUCAGUCGAACCAUUUUCUCAACCUUGUAAAUCAUCCGAGCCUCGUUCAGAAGAAAUUAGUGGCGAGAUAGCUUUGACUGUCCAUGUGCCAAAGCCCGUAGAGAUUUUUAUUCGGCCUCCUUUACCUGUAGGUGGUGCCGGGGGGCAAUGGUAUCAGUACAGGGAGCUGACUGAAAUCGAACAAGAAACCAGACCAAAAUGGUUUUUCUGA
Molecule: messenger RNA, 1707 nt
Organism: Striga hermonthica
Lineage: Eukaryota; Viridiplantae; Streptophyta; Magnoliopsida; Lamiales; Orobanchaceae
Source: the annotation of a GenBank genome assembly